AUGCAUUACUAUGAUUCAUUGUCACAAAAUGAGGCUUUUUCGAUUGAAGAAAUUUACGAAAGUGAUAUAACUAAUGAAGAAAAUAAAUUACUUAUUGAAUUUAUAAAAAAUAUGCAAAAUGAAAGGAAUUUAAUUCCAAGCACAGUAAAUGCUAAUACAAUAUUAUAUAAAAAUGAAGAUUUAAAUACCAAUGAAAAAAUUCAUAAAAUUUUUACAAUUAUAGAUAAAUAUACAGAAAAUUACGAAUUAGAGAAAAAAGCAGAUAAUAAGAACACUAAUUUAAAAUGGAAAACAACAGCUAUUGAAUAUUUAACGAAUUUAAGAAAUUAUAUUCACAAAAAGUACAAUCGAAAUAUAAUCGAUACAUCCAAAUAUAAUUCAUCUGAUUGUUCUAUAUUACUAUCUUUACAAAAAAAUGAAAAUUUAAUAUCAAUUUUUUGUUCGAAGCCAUUAUGUGUUCAUUUAUAUAUUUACGGAAUUAACUAUAAGCAAAUAAUUUAUUACAUUGAUAUCAUAACAAGAUAUAUAGAAUCAGAAAAAGAGAAUAACCCUUCCAUCUUUUUGUGGUUAAUUUAUUUUCUUAUUUUAUUGGAUUCUUUACAAGCAUUGGAUUCUGAUGUUUCUUCAAAUCUACAAGUAAUAAAACGUUUUUGUAUAAAAAAAAUCGGCAACUUUGAAAUAUGCACUUUUCAAAAAAAAAAAAAUUAUCUUGAUUUUUUAACACAUUUUAAUUGCAAAUCUGAAGUACUUAAUUUCAAUGUUUCAUCAGAAUGCAUAACAAAUUUAUUAUAUAUUAUUUAUUUAAUAAUUACUGGUAUAUUUAAUCAAAAAUAA
Molecule: messenger RNA, 834 nt
Organism: Plasmodium relictum
Lineage: Eukaryota; Apicomplexa; Aconoidasida; Haemosporida; Plasmodiidae
Product: conserved Plasmodium protein, unknown function
Exons: 1
Coding region: 1-834 (277 amino acids)
Biological process (GO): spliceosomal snRNP assembly
Source: RefSeq, a predicted model, not a curated record